This is a messenger RNA of Ostertagia ostertagi, 258 nucleotides long. The record is from the annotation of a GenBank genome assembly. Lineage: Eukaryota; Metazoa; Nematoda; Chromadorea; Rhabditida; Trichostrongylidae.
AUGCUGCACAGAUCUCUUCUGAGCGUGCUAUUCUUAUUCUGCUCUUAUGCUUACUCUCAUCUCACAUUGGAAAUCGACAACGGAUUAGUCGGUGAACCCGAGGUACAAUGCGGAUCGGACUCCAUCUCACUCCUUUUUCAUUCUCGGAAUCCUUUCGCUGGCAAGAUUUUUGUGAAGGGAUUCGUUUCUGAUGCCGACUGUGUAAUGAUGGGUGAUAACAAGCUGGAUCAUCGGUUUACCGUGAAGCACGACGGUUGA